Tetrahymena thermophila SB210 is the source of this 2250-nucleotide messenger RNA. RefSeq lists its product as hypothetical. Lineage: Eukaryota; Ciliophora; Oligohymenophorea; Hymenostomatida; Tetrahymenidae. The transcript is spliced from 2 exons. The record is from RefSeq and is a predicted model, not a curated record.
GUGUUUUGUUAAUUAAUUAUUUUGAAAAAGAGGAAGUAAAGAAUCACUGAUAGAAUUUGGAAAUCUAAAAUGUAUUCAAGCUAUCAAGCUAAAAUUGAAGACAGCUCCUGUUUUAUAAACUUUUUAAACUACCCUUAAUAGUGUGAAAGAUAUGAAGAUGGCACAUUACCAGUUUAUAAAUCUCAUUCUGUUCUGACAUUGACAACUUACCCUUAGAGUUCCAGAAGAAGAAAAAGAGUUAGACUAAAUGAUUCUCUUAGUUAUUGCUCUAUAAUAAAUGAUAGCCAUCAAAAUAGAUAGCAUUCAUCCCUCACCUAAAACCAUUCAUCAUCAUCAUCAUCCUUCUAACCUAGUCUAAAAAAAAUAUAUGUCGGAUCAUCUAAUGUAGACUUAAGUACGUAAGAAACCAUAUAAAGUUAAUUUAGGAGUAGCAUUUAUGACUAUCAAAGCUAUAUUUAAUCAUUUCCAGACUAUCGUCUACGUAGAAUAUGCAGCUAUAAAUAUUUAAAACAUAUCGACCAUUAAAAUAACACUUUGAAUAAAAGCUAAAGCUAACAAUCAUAAAAGUAUUAGCAUUUUGAUUAUAAAAAUCUAUGCAUGCUUUUUUAAGACAAAUAUUUCUCGGUUCAGCUCAUAGACUCUCUGAAUUUAUAAGAGAAGUGUUUGAAUUUUGUACAAAGCUAUUAACUUAGUAUACCUUCCAACAUUCAAUUAAAUUCAAACUUUAGUUCAAAACAAGAAGAAGAAGAGGAAGAAAACACUGCUAAUUAAACAUAUUUAAACUAAAAUGAAAUAAACUUUUAAAUAAAUAGCAGUUAAUUAUAAUAAUUUGAAAAAGAAAAUAAUAUUAUUGUAAAAUAAAAAGCCAAAUUAUAAAUAAAUUAGCAGUUAUAAAAGAAUACAAGGUCUUUCAAAAGAAAAUAGGAAGUAUUAACUGAAAUAGAAAACACUAAAACUAAAAGACCGAACUCUAGAUAUUAAAUUUUAGUGAAAAAUAUCUAAUACGAAACUAUCAAAGAAAUUACCGACAUCUAAAAAAUAGAGUUUUCCAAAAGAACGAUCAGUAAAGUAAUAACUAAAUUUAUCUUAUUUUUGAAAGGUGACUACCGCACUCUUAAGUAUUAUGACCUCGAAUAAAAAUGCUAAAAUGGUACAGCCCAAAGAAUAUUGAAAAAUUAAGACCCUUAAUAAUUUAGCGAUGAGGAUUAGAAUACAUAAGCACCAAAUUUUAAUUAAAACUGUUCAUUUGAAUUACCUAAAUUUAAUUUAUUUGAGCUGCUUGAAGAAUAAGAUCAUAAGGAAAUGUUGUAAACAGAUUCGAAUUCAGUAAAUAAAGGCGUUAAUUCUGUCAGAAAUUAACGCUACUCUCUAACAUCUAAUUCAUCUUAAGGUUAGUGUGAUAAAUUUAUUAAAGAGGCAGUCAGAGAUUAAUACCAGAUCCAUAAAUAAAACUAACAUCAUUCAUCAUUUUAAUCAACUCCAAUAAAUCAAAAUUUAGAUAAAUCAUAAGUAUGUAUUAACGCAACCGUAAAAAUCAACGAAGAUUUGUGCCCAUCUCAAGAUGAAUAGCAAGCAAGCUAAAGUAUUUCUAAUUCCCCUAAAGCAAAUUUUAAUAAAUUAAAAUAAAUUAAUCUUUAGCGCAAGUAAAGUGAAAGUAGCUUUUGUCCUGAAGGUUAUUUAAACCCUAUUAAUAAUAAUAAUAAUGAUAGUAAAAUCUAAAUAAAAUCAAAGUAAACUCUUUUUAAUCUUUCCAAAUAUUUAAUGCACCUAAUUCUAGAAUACUUAAGUGAAGAGCAUUUAGAUGGAUUACAAAUAAUACCUGGCUUUCAAUCACUUAUUUAAAAUGUGGUAAAGCGAAUUAAAAAGAAAGGUUAAAGGACUGAACAUUCAUAAACGUAUUACUACAAUCAUAGUCACUACAAUUGUCUCUUCCUAUUAUUGAGUGAUGGGAACAUUGAAUAUGUAUAAAAUUAGAAAGAGUUGAUGGAGUUGCAUUAAUAUGUUUAUGAAAUUAAUGAUUUCAUCAAAGCUUUUGACCUUACAUAAAUAAAUUUUAUAAAAGCCAUAGUCGCUCGACUGAUUAUUAAAUAAUUUAAAUUAAUAAGAUAACUAAUUGAUCAACAAAUAUAAUUGAACCCUAUCAAAUAUUAGACAUAUAAUAAUUACAUGAUAACAAAACUCUAGUAUUUUGAAAGAGUAUAUCAAGGAAUUAAAAAUCUGAAAAAAGGACAAAUCCUUGUUAGAUUUUGA